AUGUCCUCUCUCCUCGAAUACUUGCCCCAACACGAGGGCCUUCUUCCCAAAUGGCUCUUUUUUGUCGGCGUUACUGCCGUCGGCAACAUUCUCCAAGCCUACCGCACGCUCCACUUCACCUCUCAAGUCUACCUGUCUCCCCGUCCGGACCGCGUCAAGCCGCCGCCCGGCUACCAGCACCCGAGCGAAACCACGCCGCUUCAUAGCCGUACCUUCGGUACCUGGACCCUGCUGCAGGGCAUCGUGCGCCUGUAUGCUGCCUACAACAUCGAAGUUGCCGGCAUAUACCAGCUGGCCAUGCUGACCAACGUGGUUGCCAUGUGGCACUUUGGCACCGAGUGGUUCGUUUUUGGGACCACGAGCUGGAACAAGGGUUUGGCAGGACCGGUAUUUGUGAGCAUUGGGACAACCUUGUGGAUGACGUUGCAGUAUGGGUUUUAUGUGAAAUAA
Messenger RNA from Lasiodiplodia theobromae, 450 nucleotides. Its product is annotated as Ergosterol biosynthesis protein. Bases 1 to 450 code for a protein of 149 amino acids. The transcript is spliced from 2 exons. Gene Ontology annotation, cellular component: endoplasmic reticulum; membrane. Gene Ontology annotation, molecular function: protein-macromolecule adaptor activity. Lineage: Eukaryota; Fungi; Ascomycota; Dothideomycetes; Botryosphaeriales; Botryosphaeriaceae. The record is from RefSeq and is a predicted model, not a curated record.